GGAAGUUCGGGUCCAUAUGCGCUUGCGCAUAGUUCCCGGGCCAACUGCUGGGGAUCUCCUUUGACAGCUGAUUCCUGCGUUGAAACUAAAACAUGGAGUUAGAACAAGCAGAAGAUGAUCUUGGACCCAAGGGUGAGGAAACAGGCAGUCUUGUCAAUGAAAGUAGUUCAUUACGUGGCAGUCUGGACAGUGAUCUGAACAAACCUAAUGUUGGCUCAGGCUACCUGGAAAUGGAUAAGGAGUUUGAUUUAAAGCAGGACCUGAUUGAUGACAAAGAGUUUGACAUCCCUCAGGUGGAUACUCCGCCAACGCUAGAGAGUAUUCUUAAUGAGACAGAUGAUGAAGAUGAAUCCUUUAUACCAGAGGAUCCAGCACUUCUGAACGUGGAGGUGGUAGACACUCACUCGUGUGACACUUCAUCGCUGGCAAGUUCUGACAGUGGUGACCGAGCGCACAAGAGGAGGAAGAGACUCCCAGAUGCCUUUUCUCGCCACGGAUCAGUGAUGCGCCACACACUGCUUAAAGGAAUCUCUGCUCAGAUUGUUUCAGCUGCUGAUAAAGUGGAUGCUGGUUUACCCACAGCAAUAGCUGUUUCUAAUCUAAUUGCAGUUGGCACCUCUCAUGGUCUAGCCUUGAUAUUUGACACAAACCAGGCCCUGAGACUUUGUUUGGGCAGCACAGCAGUUGGCGCUCAGUAUGGUGCGGUGUCUGCCCUGAGUAUUAACAAUGACUGCUCCCGGUUGCUCUGUGGCUUUGCUAAGGGACAGAUCACAAUGUGGGACUUGGCCAGUGGGAAACUAUUAAGAACCAUAACAGACGCUCAUCCUCCAGGAACUGCCAUUUUACACAUCAAGUUCACAGAUGACCCGACUCUCGCCAUCUGCAAUGACAGUGGAGGAUCAGUGUUUGAGCUAACAUUUAAGAGAGUAAUGGGCGUAAGGACGUGUGAGUCACGUUGUCUGUUUAGUGGCUCCAAAGGGGAGGUUUGCUGCAUUGAGCCCCUUCACACCAAAACUGAGCUCCGAGAUCACCCAGUUACACAGUACUCCUUGCUAGCAAUGGCGUCCCUGACCAAGAUCCUGGUGAUUGGCCUAAAGCCGUCUCUGAAAGUUUGGAUGACUUUUCCUUAUGGACGAAUGGAUCCCUCCAGCGUCCCAUUGCUCGCCUGGCACUUUGUAUUCCUUCAGGGUUCCCUGAACCCCAUGCUUGCAUUCUGCAGGGGAGAUGUGGUACAUUUCCUCUUGGUGAAACGGGAUGAAUCUGGAGCUAUACAUAUAAAUAAACAGAAGCAGCUUCACCUGCACUAUGACCUUAUUAACUUCACUUGGAUUAAUGCCCGCACAGUGGCGCUAUUGGACAGUGCAGAGAAACUACAUGUGAUCGACCGGCAAACCCAGGAGGAGCUGGAGAUGCUGGAAAUAUCUGAAGUACAGCUAGUAUACAACAGCAGCCACUUCAAGUCUCUGGCCACUGGAGGAAAUGUUAGCCAGGCUCUGGCACUGGUUGGAGAAAAGGCUUGUUACCAGUCCAUCAGUAGCUAUGGUGGGCAAAUCUUCUACUUGGGAACCAAGUCUGUCCAUGCCAUGAUGCUGAGAAACUGGCGAGAGAGAGUUGAUCAUCUGUUGAAGCAAGACUGUUUUAAUGAGGCCUUGGCUUUAGCUUGGUCUUUCCAUGAAGGCAAAGCCAAAGCUGUUGUUGGUCUUUCUGGUGACCCAAAAAAGAGGAAGAGUGUAACUGCUGAUAAGAUAGUUGAAAUUUUGCUCCAGUAUACAGACAAAGCCCUAAGAAAAUGCCCUGAGCAAGGCAAAAUCCAGGUGAUGGAACAGCAUUUCCAGGAUACAGUACCAGUCAUAGUGGAUUACUGCCUCUUAUUGCAGCGCACGGAUAUCCUUUUCAGCCAGAUUUAUGACAAGCUGAGUGAGAACUGUGUGGCCAAGGGAGUGUUCUUGGAGUGUUUAGAGCAGUACCUACUACGCGACCAGCUCCCUGGGCUUACUGCGCAUGUCAUGAAAGAUCUGCUUCAACAUUUCCAAGACCGAGGUCUGAUGGACAGUGUAGAGGCCUGCAUUAUACACAUGGACAUCACCAGUCUGGACAUACAGCAGAUUGUACACAUGUGCUGGGAGCACAGACUGUAUGAUGCCAUGAUCUAUGUAUACAACAGCGGAACUAAUGAUUUUAUCAGCCCUAUGGAGAAACUUUUCAAAGCCAUCUCUACACCCAUCAGUUCUGGAAAAGCUUUGACAGAUGAGCAGGUUGUGAUGGGAAACAAACUCCUGGUCUAUAUCAGUUCUAGUUUGGCUGGGCGAGCAUAUCCUUUGGGUGAUAUUCCAGAAGACCUUGUGCCUUUGGUAAAAAAUCAGGUCUUUGAGUUCCUAAUUCGCCUACACUCCCCAGAGGCCCCUCAGGAAGAGGAUGUGUACCCGUACAUUCGUACCCUGCUGCAUUUUGACACUCGAGAGUUUCUCAAUGUUCUGGCUCUGACAUUUGAAGAUUUCACAAAUGAUAAACAAGCAGUGGAACAUCAACAGAGGAUAGUGGACAUCUUACUGAAGGUUAUGGUGGAGAACUCUGACUUUACACCAUCACAGGUGGGCUGUCUAUUUACUUUCCUGGCUCGACAGCUUGCCAAACCUGACAAUACGCUCUUUGUGAACCGCAUGCUUUUUGAUCAGGUUCUAGAAUUUCUUUGCAGUCCAGAUGAUGAUUCUCGUCAUUCAGAGAGGCAGCAGGUGCUUCUGGAACUGCUUCAGGCUGGAGGUGUUGUGCAGUUUGAAGAGAACAGACUGAUUCAGCUGGCAGAGCGGGCACAGUUUUAUCAGAUUUGUGAGUUUAUGUAUGAACGGAAGCAUCAGUAUGAGAAAAUCAUAGACUGCUACCUGCAGGAUCCUGUUCGGAAGCAAGAAGUGUUUAACUAUAUACAUAACAUUUUGUCUAUCCCGGGGUACAGCCCAGAGGAGAAACAAUCAACCUGGGAUAAAGCAAUGAGACAGAUAGAGGAACUGAUUACACUGAGUCCCAAGCAAAAGCUGCAGACAAUGAUUUGCAUCCACUUCUGUGAACAGCUAGGAUAUAUAAUUGAAAGGAUAAAGGAUUCAUCAAUGCUUUUCCAGUUUCUUAGAAGUCUUCUAGAUCCAAGAGAUGGGGCCCAGUUGCCCCCUGAGCUUUUACAGUCUCAGCCUCACAUCACAGAAAUGUUCGUAGACCUGAUGUGUUGUUUUGAACCUGGAGAGGUGACAUCAAUGCUAAGAAUACUGGAACAUUACAGACUAGAAGAGACUAUACAGAUUGCAGAGAAGCACAAUCAUCAUGAAACCUUAGCAUAUCUCCUAGAGAGGAAGGGAGAUAUCCAAGGAGCCUUCAAAGUCAUGCUCUCGAGACUGCAAGUAAAGCUUUCCAUGCUAACAGAGUCCCCUCCAGAUACUAAAGUCUCCAUGACAGGCACCAGUGAAGUGCAAUAUCUGCAGGAUGUAGAGGAAGCCUUAUUGGAAAACACUGCUCUUUGUGAAAGAACUUCUCACACCCUAAACCAGCAGCAGACUGAGGCUCUGUGGUUUGCUUUACUUGAAGCAAUGAUGGGUCCGCAGAAGCUUUUUAGUUCUCGUUCGUCACAGCUAUACUCUGAGCCAUUGAAGUUUAUGACAAUGCAAGUCCUGAACAGCAUGGCCACAUUUAUUUCUCUGCCCUCUAUCUUACAAAGGAUUUUACAGGACCCAGUUUAUGGCAAUGGGAAGCUCGGAGAAAUAAAAACACUUAUCCUUGGAAUGUUGGACACAUUUAACUAUGAACAGACAUUACUUGAAACCACAACCAACCUGUUGAACCAAGACCUGCACUGGUCCCUGUGCAACCUGAAGUCCUCUGUUACCCGAGCCUUGGUACCCAAGCAGGAUUGCUGCUGCGUCUGCCUGCAUCAGUACAAGAGGAUACAAGACACCACUGACAAGAUUAUUGUCUUCAGCUGUGGACACCUGUACCACUCACUUUGCCUUUUGGGGAAGGACUGCAAGGUAGAGGCUGCGGGACAAAGCCAAUGGAUCUGCUACCAUUGUAACUCUAGCAGCAAAGGCAGAACUGGAAAACCAACCGGGUCAGAUAAAAAAGGGAGAACGUCAUCUUUGGCACAGGUGCGAGCUGCCUCACCUCAUACAUCCCGUAAGAUGUCAACUGGAAAGUCAAAUUCUGAACAAAACCUGGACCCUCAACAGCUACAGGCAUUUGAACAGCUAUGUCUUCAGUACAGAGGAACCUCAAGGCUGGCUCUCUUAACCGAGCUAUGUCGAUCCACAUGGCCCAGAGAAACCUACCACUUACCAUAGUCCCACUCGGCCUGCAGUGUCUUUCAGAAUGAGAACUUCAAGCUGCACCUUGCCCCUCCACCUUUCAUCGACGACUGACUCCAGGCAUGUAGCAGUAUCCCAUUCCUUAUGGAGUGGAGCAUUUCCGUGACGGUUUUCAUGCUACAAAGGAAACAUCCCUCAGAAUAUACAAAAUCCUGCUUUUUUAUAUUUUGAUUUUUUUUUCAUCAAAUGGAACUGUGGUGAACAUCUGGACAGUUUACAUGUGCCUGACAGAAUGAGUGAUUUAAGUGCAAGAAGUAUAUCCAGAGGAUUCCAUGUGUCUUUUGCUGACAUUCCUCAAUCAGCGUGUAUGUGUGGUUAGUGUGUGUGUAUGUGCGAGGGUGCGUGUAUGUGCGAGGAUGCGUGUGUGUGUGAGGUUGCGUG
Messenger RNA from Bombina bombina (fire-bellied toad), 4724 nucleotides. It is a transcript of the gene VPS8, whose product is annotated as VPS8 subunit of CORVET complex. Gene Ontology annotation, molecular function: protein binding. Gene Ontology annotation, biological process: protein targeting to vacuole; endosomal vesicle fusion. The record is from RefSeq and is a predicted model, not a curated record. Gene Ontology annotation, cellular component: early endosome; CORVET complex; late endosome. Lineage: Eukaryota; Metazoa; Chordata; Amphibia; Anura; Bombinatoridae.